AUGACCAUGGAUAGUCUUCCGGCGCCAUUGUUGCGUCCUGCUGCGCGUGCAUCACAGCAUGGUCUUGAUGUUGUCACCGUCAGGGCGGGCACGGGAGAGACAACGCAGCUCUUCACGAUCCACAAGAACCUUCUUUGUCAAUCCUCUAGUUUCUUCAAAUCCACCUUCAAUGGCCGGUUCGCUGAGAGCGAAAGCAGCUACCUCGAACUGAAGGCAGUUGAUCCGCUGACCUUUGAGGUUCUGUAUCAGUGGCUCUAUACGGGGUCUAUGCGUGACAUCCCCGGCUUUGCUGCAGAGUCCAAUGUCGACAUUGGUCUUCUCUGGCUACGCGUUUUCACCAUGGCACAUGAAUAUAUGAUAGACCAAUUGCAGGAGAGCAGCUAUCAUUUCUUUCGCAGAGCCUUCCACGACUGUCAGCGCGUGGUGCCGUCUGUCCUCUGUGUGAGCGAGCUGUACCAAAGUGAGCUGCCCACCCAUCUGGUGGAUAUGCUGCAAUCAUAUCUGGUUCUGCACUGUGCAUAUUGGAUCAUGCACGAGUCGUGCAACUGCUGGGAGUGGGAGACUGUCUUGAAGCACCCUCACUUCGGCGCCGAUGUUGCAUGGGAGUUGACGAAGCGUGGCUCCAAGGACUAUGUUGGAGUACAAUCUCAUCCUUGGUACAACGUCAAGUUUGCGAAUCACAAUGGCCGUGUCUUCCUCAAGAAAGAUAUGGAUGAUGAACCUGGUCUCCGGGAACCAGAAUCUUCAGAUGGCGAAGACUUUUCGGAAUUGUACAGCCCUGCUAGUCAAGUUGGAGAAGAUAAUGAGAACGGCGCUGAAGCUGCAUCUGACGACUGA
Endocarpon pusillum Z07020 is the source of this 837-nucleotide messenger RNA. RefSeq lists its product as uncharacterized. The record is from RefSeq and is a predicted model, not a curated record. The transcript has a single exon. Bases 1 to 837 code for a protein of 278 amino acids. NCBI's taxonomy places the organism in Eukaryota, Fungi, Ascomycota, Eurotiomycetes, Verrucariales, Verrucariaceae. Gene Ontology annotation, molecular function: protein binding.